AUGCGUCGUUGCGCUGCUCGAUUCGCCCCUGCGGCAGCGGCCGCUUGUGGCGGUAGCGACCUCCAAACUGUCAGCUCGUCUCUGGGCAGUGUUGCGAAGAGCUCGACGACGAGCGCGACGACCGAGUACAAGCACGUCCACACGGCAACCCGGUCGCCGUCCGAUUUCAUUCCGCCAGCGACCGAGGCCCCGGAGAGACUGCAGUCGUACGUGGAGCCGAAGCCCUUUAUCAGCCUCCGUCGCAUGCAGGUCUUCACUGUCUCACUUGGUGUCGGCGCAGCUAGCGUAGCGCUGGUGUACUUCUUCCUUAGCACAAGCAUCCGCAACCGUGUGGAGGAGGAGCAGCUUCAGGUCGACCGCAUUGUGGAACGCAACCGAAUGGCGAUGCAAGACCGCAUCUCCAUCGUGCCGAUCUUCACCGCGCCGAGCACGUACGACGAGUUGUACGCCAAGAUGGUGGAAAAGGACAAGGAGGUGGAGACGCAGCUCACCCAAGCCAAGAGCACCCUCCACACGGAGACCAUGUUCCAUGUAAAGAUGUGGUGGAACCGGUGUCUGCGCAACAUCCAGUCCGCUACAGACGCCUUCGUCGCUGCACAGCUGCGACACAAGGAGGCCCAAGCAGAGGCGAACAUCAAGGCGACUCUGCAGUACAGCGGGUAUGAGCUGGUGGGCCUCUCCAAGGUUGACGCAUAG
This is a messenger RNA of Leishmania mexicana MHOM/GT/2001/U1103, 696 nucleotides long. RefSeq lists its product as hypothetical. The transcript has a single exon. Lineage: Eukaryota; Euglenozoa; Kinetoplastea; Trypanosomatida; Trypanosomatidae. The record is from RefSeq and is a predicted model, not a curated record. Bases 1 to 696 code for a protein of 231 amino acids.